Molecule: messenger RNA, 897 nt
Organism: Thlaspi arvense
Lineage: Eukaryota; Viridiplantae; Streptophyta; Magnoliopsida; Brassicales; Brassicaceae
Source: the annotation of a GenBank genome assembly
CGCCGUAGGCAAACACUUUUAUGCCGUAAUAGUCACUUUCAACAAUCUCAAUCAAAAGGAUUAAAAGUCUCGGCGAGGAAGCUUGCGUCAAGGCUUCAAAAACUUCCUCCUACAGGCGACGGUUCCUUGGCAGAACAUUUUAGCUAUCAGAUGGAGAGCAUAACUAAGUGGGACUUAGGAUCACUCAAAAGGCAUUACUCCGUUGAACCUUACGAAAAUUUUCAACAAGACGAGUAUCUAGUCGAUGGUAGCCUCGUUCCUCGUCUUCAAGCCGAGUUAUGGAAGGCUCAAUCUAGAAUCAAAGAGCUUGAGACAGAGAAGUUUGGAUCAAAGGAAAUUGUUAGAUGUAUCAUCAGCAACCAAAGAAAGCGCCGUGAAGAAAACACUGAUCCACUUGUUGAUUACUUGAAAGAUAAGUUAAGAAAAGAGAGGGACGAAAGGAAAAGAGCUAAUGCUGAGAAUUCUAGGUUAAAGCAGAAGAUGUUGGACAUGGAGUCAUCAGUGAACCGGUUGAGGAGAGAAAGAGACACAAUGGAGAAGGUGUGCGAGGAACUGGUGACGAGGGUCGAUGAGUUGAAGGCACAGACAAGGAGAGUUUGGGACGAGACAGAAGAGGAGAGGCAGAUGUUGCACAUGGCUGACAUGUGGAGGGAGGAAAGGGUUAGGGUUAAGUUGGUAGAUGCGAAACUUGCGAUGCAAGAAAAGUAUGAGGAGAUGAAGUGGUUUGCGGAUGAGUUAGACAAGUGUUUGGAGAUGGCGAGAGAAGUGGGAGGAAUUGAGGAGAUGAGGUUGAUAAGAGGUGAAGGUUUGAUUAAGACGGCGAGAUCUAUGGAAGUUGCAGCUAAUAAGAUUGAUUUUGAGAGAUUUCAGUUUGUGUCUGAUGAAGAUAAUUAUGUU